This is a messenger RNA of Hevea brasiliensis (rubber tree), 582 nucleotides long. RefSeq lists its product as uncharacterized. Lineage: Eukaryota; Viridiplantae; Streptophyta; Magnoliopsida; Malpighiales; Euphorbiaceae. The transcript has 3 exons. The coding region runs from base 1 to 582 and encodes 193 amino acids. The record is from RefSeq and is a predicted model, not a curated record.
AUGAAUCUAUUCCGAAUCAUGAUGAAGUUAAUGAGGAAGCAAACAAAAAGAAGGAAAUUGAAAAAGAAGAAGAGGAAAAAGGAGUGUAGUGCUCUCUUACAGAAUAAACUUCCACCAAAAUUGAAGGAUCUAAGAAGUUUCUCUAUUCCUUGUCACAUUGGGGAUAUUAGUAUUGAAAAGGCAUUGUGUGAUCUUGGAGCUAGUGUAAGUUUGAUGCCACUCUCCAUUUGUGAAAAGCUGAAGGUAGGAGAUUUUAAGCCCACCACCAUUUCUUUGCAACUAGCUGAUAGAUCCAUCAAAUAUCUAGUGGGAAUUUUGAAGAAUGUGCCCUUAAAAGUUGGAAAAUUUUUCAUUCCUGUGGAUUUUGUGACUUUGAAGAAACAUCAUGGAGUUGAUCCUUGUUUAAGGGUGGAUGUUAUUGAUGAGAUUGUGGAAGCAGAAUUUAAGAAAAGAUAUCCUGAGGACCCUUUGGAGAAUUGUUUGGUACAUAGGAGAACAACAAAGGAUGAAAAUCCUAAAGUUGCAGCUUUUGCUCAAAUUUUGGAAGCUACUCAAGAAGUUGUAGGAGAUCAAGUUUUGUAA